Molecule: messenger RNA, 423 nt
Organism: Paramecium tetraurelia
Lineage: Eukaryota; Ciliophora; Oligohymenophorea; Peniculida; Parameciidae
Exons: 2
Source: RefSeq, a predicted model, not a curated record
AAACAAAUCGAAACUCAUGUUGACUAAGUUUUUGAAUUUUAGAAGCACAUCAGACAGGAAGAGGAUGUUGUUGACAUUACAAACCAAGAAUUUAUUGGUAAAUUAUUAUUUUUAAUUUCAGCCAAAUAAAAAGAGAUUGAAGAAUUAUUAGUAAAUGGUUAAGAGCAUGAUGAUUACUUAGAUGAACUCUUAAACUUAAUUGAGGAAGAUGAAAAAAAAAAAUCUCCUGAUAUUGUUAUCAUAGAUGAUGACAUCAAUUCAAAUGAUUUUGCUUUAAACAAAAAACCACAAAUAUAGUAGGUUUCCACUUAUGAACCUAUUUAAUAACAUCAAAAUUCAUAGGAUUUAAAACAAUCUGAUAAAAGUGAAAAUAAUUAACAAUCAAAAAAGCUAAAAAUAAAUCUAAAAAGAUCAUUUUUAUGA